Molecule: messenger RNA, 4264 nt
Organism: Zea mays
Lineage: Eukaryota; Viridiplantae; Streptophyta; Magnoliopsida; Poales; Poaceae
Exons: 6
Coding region: 2363-3607 (414 amino acids)
Source: RefSeq, a predicted model, not a curated record
CGCACCCGUUGCGGCCUGCGUGCACUGCAUCCGGCGCGGCCCGGUCCACCGCGGCGGGAGGAGUAGAGUAGGCCUCUGCCGACGAGGGUGCGCUGCUUGCUGGGAGCCUGGGAGUGUGCAGGAGAUGGCCUUCGCCGUCACGCUCACGCCGCUUCGGGCAACUGCUGUCCUUGCCGGAUGGAGGCGGCGCCCAGGGGUGACUCCUCCGCGGUUCGCCGUAGUCCUGGCGACGUCUACCGGAGUCGGCGGCGAACGGACCCCGCCGACGUUCAGGCGCCUAAGGGAGGAGCUCCUCCAGCUCCACGCCGAAGCCGACCUCACCCAAUCCAAAGGUUUAUGCAUCCGGGGGCUCAAGUUGGAUACUCGACAGCGGGUGCACAAACCACAUGACAGGGGAGAAGAAGAUGUUCUCCUCAUAUGAGAAAAACCAAGAUCCCCAACGAGCUAUCACAUUCGGGGAUGGAAAUCAAGGUUUGGUCAAAGGAUUGGGUAAAAUUGCUAUAUCACCUGACCAUACUAUUUCCAAUGUUUUUCUUGUAGAUUCUUUAGAUUACAAUUUGCUUUCCGUAUCCCAAUUAUGUCAAAUGGGCUACAAUUGUCUAUUUACUGAUGUAGGUGUUACUGUCUUUAGAAGAAGUGAUGAUUCAAUAGCAUUCAAGGGAGUGUUAGAGGGUCAGCUAUACUUGGUAGAUUUUGAUAGAGCUGAACUCGACACUUGCUUGGUUGCUAAGACUAACUUGAGUUGGCUCUGGCACCGCCGACUAGCCCAUGUUGGAAUGAAGAAUCUUCACAAGCUUCUAAAGGGAGAGCACAUUUUAGGACUAACAAAUGUACAUUUUGAGAAAAAAGGAUUUGUAGCGCAUGCCAAGCCGGGAAACAAGUUGGGACUCAUCAUCCACACAAGAACAUCAUGACUAGUGACAGGCCACUGGAGCUCCUACACAUGGACCUAUUCGGCCCGAUCGCUUACAUAAGCAUCGGCGGAAGUAAAUACUGUCUAGUUAUUGUGGAUGAUUAUUCUCGCUUCACUUGGGUAUUCUUUUUACAGAAAAAAUCUCAAACCCAAGAGACCUUAAAGGGAUUCUUGAGACGGGCUCAAAAUGAGUUCGACUUAAGGAUCAAGAAAAUUCGAAGCGACAAUGGGACGGAGUUCAAAAACUCACAAAUAGAAGACUUUCUUGAGGAGGAGGGCAUCAAGCAUGAGUUCUCUUCUCCCUACACACCUCAACAAAAUGGUGUAGUGGAGAGGAAGAAUCGAACUCUAUUGGACAUGGCAAGGACCAUGCUUGAUGAGUACAAGACUUCGGAUCGGUUUUGGGCCGAGGCGGUCAACACCGCCUGCUACGCCAUCAACCGGUUAUAUCUUCACCGAAUCCUCAAGAAGACAUCCUAUGAACUCCUAACCGGUAAAAAGCCAAAUAUUUCAUAUUUUAGAGUUUUUGGUAGCAAAUGUUUUAUUCUUGUUAAAAGAGGUAGAAAAUCUAAAUUUGCUCCUAAAACUGUAGAAGGCUUGUUACUAGGAUAUGACUCAAACACAAGGGCAUAUAGAGUCUUUAACAAGUCCUCAGGACUUGUUGAAGUUUCUUGUGACGUUGUGUUUGAUGAGACUAAUGGCUCUCAAGUAGAGCAAGUUGAUCUUGAUGAGACAGGUGAAGAACAGACUCCGUGCAUAGCGCUAAGGAACAUGUCCAUUGGGGAUGUGUGUCCUAAGGAAUCCAAAGAGCCUCCACAUGCACAAGAUCAACUGUCCUCCUCCACGCAAGCAUCUCCACCAACUCAAAAUGAGGAUGAGGCUCAAGUUGAUGAAGGGCAAGAUCAAGAAGAUGAGCCACCUCAUGAUGAUGGCAAUAAUCAAGGGGGAGAUGCAAAUGAUCAAGAAAAGGAGGAUGAGCAAGAACCAAGGCCGUCACACCCAAGAGUCCACCAAGCAAUACAACGAGAUCACCCCGUCGACACCAUCCUCGGCGACAUUCAUAAGGGGGUAACUACUAGAUCUCGUGUUGCACAUUUUUGUGAACAUUACUCGUUUGUUUCCUCUAUUGAGCCACACAGGGUAGAGGAAGCACUACAAGAUUCGGAUUGGGUGGUGGCGAUGCAAGAGGAGCUCAACAACUUCACUAGAAAUGAGGUAUGACAUUUAGUUCCACGUCCUAAUCAAAAUGUUGUAGGAACCAAAUGGGUUUUCCGCAACAAGCAAGAUGAGCAUGGUGUGGUGACAAGGAACAAAGCACGACUUGUGGCCAAGGGAUACUCCCAAGUCGAAGGUUUGGAUUUCGGUGAAACCUAUGCACCCGUAGCUAGGCUUGAGUCAAUUCGCAUAUUAUUGGCCUAUGCUACUUACCAUGGCUUUAAGCUUUAUCAAAUGGACGUGAAAAGUGCUUUCCUCAAUGGACCAAUCAAGGAAGAGGUCUAUGUUGAGCAACCUCCCGGCUUUGAAGAUAGUGAGUACCCUAACCAUGUCUAUAAGCUCUCUAAGGCGCUUUAUGGGCUCAAGCAAGCCCCAAGAGCAUGGUAUGAAUGCCUUAGAGAUUUCCUUAUUGCUAAUGGCUUCAAAGUCGAAAAGGCCGAUCCUACGCUCUUUACCAAAACACUUGAGAAUGAUUUGUUUGUAUGUCAAAUCUAUGUUGAUGAUAUUAUAUUUGGGUCUACUAACGAAUCUACUUGUGAAGAGUUUAGUAGGAUCAUGACACAAAAGUUCGAGAUGUCUAUGAUGGGGGAGUUGAAGUACUUUCUAGGAUUUCAAGUGAAACAACUCCAAGAGGGCACCUUCCUAAGCCAAACCAAGUACACUCAAGAUAUUCUAAGCAAGUUUGGAAUGAAGGAUGCCAAACUCAUCAAGACACCCAUGGGAACCAACGGGCAUCUCGACCUCGACACGGGAGCAAAUAGCGAGAGGGUAAGACUUGUGCGGUUGACUGAGGCGGCUGAGAAUCUUAAGAAGCGAGCUGCAACCAGUGUCCGAAUGGGCAAAGAGAGCGAGGCUGUGGAUUUACUUGUGCAGAAGAAGAAAUUGACCAAAGCCCUAGAGAACAUUAAAGAGCGCAUUGAGGUGCUUGACAUGCUUUCGGCAAAGAUUAGUGAGGUAAUUUCGAUGAAGCAAAACAUGUUAAUUGAGUAUGCCUUGCGUCCAGAGACAUCUAAUGGUGAAGACUCUGAUGACAAGAUAAGGGUUUUCUCCAGUACAGUCAAUGUUGGAACCAAUGGAGCUGGGAGUAGCGAUUCACACCCAAAAUCAGUUGAAAAGGAAUCUUUUGAGUUGAGAAAUGAGGCACAUGCAAUUGCAAGCAUGGCUGACGACGCUGAGCAAAGUGCACUUCAGAUGUCUGAUAGCUUCUCAUUUUUGAACAAUAGUGACCCAGCAAACUACAUAAAGAAUCAUUCAGCAUACGAUGACCUUAUAGAGCAUAUUAAUUUGCAGAUGAAAUCAUUGGAAUAUGAAAUUGAACAGUUCAUCAAUUCCCAAUCAGUUGAAGAGGUGGGCAGUGAGAAGCAGAGAAGUGACAAGUGGCAAAGGUUAUCUGACAUACAGAUGCUUAUAAAGGAAACUAGAGAAAAGAUUGCGAGGAUUUUGGGUAUGAUAGUAGAAGAGACUGAAUCUGGGACUUAAGAUGAUAGCAAACUACAAAACAGUGAAUUAGUGUCAUCCAUCCACCAUCUUUUUCGUGGGUAGGUACCCAAGUUGACAAUGGCUUACCAGUAGUUGGAUCUUGCAAGUUGGUCCCAGUGCCAUAUUCCGCAGGACUACUCCGCCUAACAACUAGAGGGAAUGCGGGGUAACCUUCUUCUCUGGAUGGAAGCAUUUCGAUUUGUUGCUGUGCUGAGAUCGCAUUGUCGGCUAUGGAUAUACAGUACAGGUCGCACUUACUGAAAGCUUCUGAAGCCGAAAAAUCUUGACCGGAUGAGCUUGGUUGCCGACCAUAUCCAGGUCAUCCCUCUGCGUGCAUUUGCAUAGAGAAGGCUGCAGGCCUGCAGCCUAGAUAUUUCACGAGCACUUCAUAAUUUUCAAUGCCAUCCAAUGCUUCAAGCUUUCUGACAUGAGUGUGCAGAUGAUGAAAAACUCCAAGAUGGGUCUCUGUACCUACUAUACAACAAGAAGAAUCCAUGUACUAAAUGAGAAUGCGAGAUUGUUAAUUUGUUAUUAUAUGCUCCUUGAUAAUUUUUUUCUGGUUCUAUUUUGUUUCCUGAACCUUGCAUACCGCAUGUAUUAUGUUACUAGAAAUAGAACGUCUAUCAGCACAGCAGACAGCAGCUCCCUUUCACUGGA